Dipodomys ordii (Ord's kangaroo rat) is the source of this 1069-nucleotide messenger RNA. It is a transcript of the gene Dnd1, whose product is annotated as DND microRNA-mediated repression inhibitor 1. The transcript has 4 exons. The record is from RefSeq and is a predicted model, not a curated record. NCBI's taxonomy places the organism in Eukaryota, Metazoa, Chordata, Mammalia, Rodentia, Heteromyidae. Gene Ontology annotation, cellular component: cytoplasm; nucleus. Gene Ontology annotation, biological process: mRNA stabilization; germ cell development; negative regulation of miRNA-mediated gene silencing. Gene Ontology annotation, molecular function: mRNA binding. The coding region runs from base 1 to 1062 and encodes 353 amino acids.
AUGCAGUCCAAACGCGAGUGUGAGCAAUGGUGUGAGAGGGUGAAUCCAGAAAACAAGGCGGCCCUGGAGGCGUGGGUCAGGGAGACGGGCAUCCGCCUGGUGCAGGUGAACGGGCAGAGGAAGUAUGGCGGGCCACCUCCAGGCUGGGUGGGCAGCCCGCCGCCGGCAGGGUCCGAGGUAUUUAUCGGAAGGCUGCCCCAGGAUGUGUAUGAGCACCAGCUGAUCCCGCUGUUCCAGCGCGUGGGCCGCCUCUACGAGUUCCGUCUCAUGAUGACCUUCAGCGGCCUCAAUCGCGGCUUCGCCUACGCGCGCUACAGCUCGCGGCGCGGUGCCCAGGCCGCCAUCGCCACGCUGCAUAACCACCUCCUGCGGCCCUCCUGCCCGCUGCUGGUGUGCCGCAGCACGGAGAAGUGCGAGCUGAGCGUGGAUGGGCUGCCGUCGAGUGUGACCCGCCGCGCGCUGCUGCUGGCACUGCAGCCGCUGGGCCCCGGCCUCCAGGAAGCACUGCUGCUGCCCAGUCCCGGGUCGACAGCAACUCAAAUUGCGCUGCUCAAGUUCAGUUCCCAUCGCGCAGCCGCCAUGGCCAAAAAGGCCUUAGUGGAAGGGCAGUCACGCCUCUGUGGAGAACCAGUGACUGUGGAGUGGCUCAAGCCAGACCUGAAGCAGCUACUGCGUCCCCAGCUCAUGAGUCCCUCCCUGCAGCGCCUACAGCCAAAUAGUAGUCAGCUGGCCCUGGCUAAGAACAAGCUGGGGUCCCAAGGGCCUCGAGCCGCCCUGCAGAUGCUGUGCCAACGAAUGAAGCUAGGCAGCCCAGUGUUCCUCACCAAGUGUUUGGACACAGGACCUGCUGGCUGGCAUCGCUUCUGGUACCAAGUAGUGAUCCCUGGGCAUCCAGUGCCUUUCAGUGGCCUCAUCUGGGUUGUGCUGACUCCAGAUGGGCAGGAUGGUCAUGAAGUGGCCAAGGAUGCUGUUUCUACACAGCUGCUAGAAGCACUGAGUGAGUCUGAGGCCAGCUUCUUGUGGUCUGGUGGGGCUGAGGCGGGUACUAUAUUGAAGCAGUAACAUCCUU